AUGUCAAAUACGAAUGCAGUAUUUCGUAGAAGCUAUCAAAGUACGAAGGGCUGCAAAUUUGUAUUGAUGCACUGCACUCCAGCGCAGCAAAAGGAAGACAAAAGCGGCAGUGAAUCAAAGUCUCGCAAGGAAAAAAUGAUAGUUGAUAGCGUUUUUCAAAGUGAAUGCUUGCUAAAUCAGGAAUAA
This is a messenger RNA of Plasmopara halstedii, 186 nucleotides long. RefSeq lists its product as uncharacterized. Bases 1 to 186 code for a protein of 61 amino acids. The record is from RefSeq and is a predicted model, not a curated record. NCBI's taxonomy places the organism in Eukaryota, Oomycota, Peronosporomycetes, Peronosporales, Peronosporaceae. The transcript is spliced from 2 exons.